CGUGAAUGCAUGCAUGUACGCUUGAAUGAGAGACUCGAGGCAUUGCGCGUUUACUCCCGUUCCUUGCGCUCUAGCCAUUGGGCAUAUGUUUACGAAAUUAUUUGUUUCUGCCGCUAACCAACCAGCAGUGAUGAAAUGAACCGGUUCGGCGAAUACAAUCCUGCAACGCUGUUAACGCAUCUCACGAUGCCAUCCGACGACGUGCUUCGUAAUUUUUAGUUCGUAACUGCGACUGGCAGCGGGCGAAUGCGCUUGUGGUGCGCGACCUUAACUCAAUUUCCUGGCUCCGGUGCUACUCGGAGCUAACAACAAGCGGCGUGCGUUGCUCCUGCUCAGGCGGCGUGACAAUUGUCAAGAGAGCUGACCAGCGUCGCAUCAUGCGAAAGUCCGUUGCCAAGAGCUGUACUGCACCGAGUGGCUGCAUCUCUCCUCCCGACUGAAAUUGACGCCCCACGCAAGCCGUGGUGUUCCCUCCCGUCAGUUAGCUCUUUCCCUGCUAACAUGGAGCUCCGCCCUCUCAAGUAUCUCAUGGUCGCCGUGUUUUUCGUCUUCACGGCGACUCUGGUGUUUCUGCCACUCAGUCUCUCGGACAGAAUUCGUCAAGUACGAGACCCAAGACGGAGACACACCUAUCAGAUAGUUGUCUCGCUCACAAGCUGCUUUGGCGGUGGCGUUUUCCUUGCUACAUGCCUACUUCACCUGCUUCCUGAGGCACGCAGCCAGUUUAGUAAAGGCAUUGCAGACUAUUGGGAAAAUGCACCCGACUUUCCGUUUGUUGAGUUCCUCUGCAUCGGAGGCCUGCUGCUUGUCCUUGUAAUUGAGCAGGUGACACUCUUUUGGAAGGAGGUUCAUGCAAGGCUCACUUACUCUGCCCUAUCUCCGUUUGGCCGGGACACAUCUGUGGUGAACUAUGGCAGCCUCCAGCAGUCAGACUCGCAUGGCGACGGACUUGUGCGCGGUGUGGCUGAUGACGUGGAAGACGCAGAGGCAGAGGAGCGUACUAUGGAAUCUAUCCAUGGAGACCCCAACUCCCACUCCAGCCUCCGGUCCAUAGUGCUGGUGAUAUCCCUCUCAAUGCACUCGAUUUUCGAAGGCAUUGCCAUUGGCCUUCAGCCAAGUGUGCAGCUGCUGCUCCAGAUCCUGGCUGCCGUAUCCAUACACAAGAGCAUCUUGGCCAUCACCCUAGGACUGAACUUGGCGCACAGCCGGCUCGGACACUGCAGCAUUGUUGCGAGUGCACUUGCCUUUUCACUCAUGGCCCCCCUUGGCAUGGUGUUAGCCACACUGCUCAUUCAAGGUGAUACUGGGGAAGCGGCCCUGUUGAAUGGCAUACUUCAAGGCUUGGCGUGUGGGACAUUCCUUUAUGUGACCUUCUUUGAGGUGCUGCCUCACGAAAUGAGCCACACGCAUAACAGGCUACCAAAAGUGCUGUGCAUGGUCUUGGGUGUUGGUGCCAUCACCAUGUUGCUCUUGUCUCUUCCUCACUGAUAACAUGUCUUCAUAUAUUUUGCUUACCUAUUGCCAGUAAUGCUUGUGCUUGCUAAGGCUGUGCCUCUUGUUGCUCGGCUCAUUGUAAGCAGCAGUGAUUUAUUCUGUUGUGUUGUUUAGACCAAACCUACGCAGUGCAUUUAAAAGUGCUGUUUCUAUUGCUGGUACUAUUCAUUGUGAAUGGCCCUGACCUAUUGCUAAAUGAGUGAGUUAUACUAUAAACAAAAUAUUUGAACUGAUGUCAGCUAAUAUAUAUGCAACAUAAACACAGUGAAGUAAGUGGAGCAGAAACGAAUUCUGUACUCUUCAGUGUGCAGCUCUAUUCCAAGUUCAGCAAUACGAUUGCCUAUGAAUUCAUAUCUUCAUUUGAAUAUUCAGAUGCCAUGCACAUACGUCUUAAUAAUAUGAAUAUAUAUAAUCAGCAAAAAGCAUUUAUUGCCACCCUGGAUGUCUGUUAUAGUCACCAUAGCACAAUACUUUUUUACAGUUUUUGCCUACCUAGGCUUUAUGUGCCGGUAGCUUUAAAUAUAGCUUAAUUUGUGAGAAAUGGCCAUUUCGAACAAAAAAGUGUUGAUUUUCCUUCUCUAUUUUCUCUCAAUUUUUAACCAGAUAUUGUGCAUAAUAUCUUCAUAUAUCAAAGUCUUGUAGAAGUUCUACUAAUUGUUAGAUUAUACCUCUGCUUUCAAUCCACACCAGUACCAUUUGAAUUGAGGGUUGAUGGAGCGCAUUCGUAUGUAUAGCCCAGUUCUGGCAUACAUGACGUACAAGCGCAGCUGUGUUACAUUACUGUGUUGAUGUUUACGUUCUGUUAUCCUGUACAACUUCUAGCUGCGAGGCUGUGCACAAGCUUAAUUGCAAAAAAAAGGAUGCCCCCAUCUUUCCAGCCAAAUUACUGAAAGCAAGCUUGAAGUUUUAAGCAAACUUUGUAAAUAUGGGUAUGCAAGGAUUUAUUGUGUAUGUUCUCUCUGCUGUGAUAUAUAAUACUGGUGAAGUGCUAUUAGGUAUUAUCACCCCCCAGUGCCCAGUGUUUUUUUUUUACAAUGUGAGGAAUGUGUAAUUAAUGACGUUCAUAAACUGCUAUUUUUUUUUUAUUCUGUUAUGGCCACACAUAAUGCCUGAAUGAAUCCAAAACAGGACUGCUGAAGCUAGUUGUUGGUUUAUUCUCAUGAUGGAUUUCUUCCCUGCACCUUUUGAUGUACUAGUGAUUGAACAUGGUGCUGCAACCAUGUGGAAUUCACUUGUUGGUGUGACAAGAGCUCCCACUGCUUUUUGGGCUUGCCUGUAAUGCUGCAGGGUGUCAGCUGGUGCAACUAGUCAGCCACAGAACGUCACAACCUGAAGGAAUUUUACUUGCAUUCUGUAUGUAGGAAGGAACUUUGUACAGUAGUCAUGGUGUAGGUUGCCUCAACAGCUUUCAUGCAGCUGUGCUUCUCCAAUUUAAUUAACAUUCCAUAUGUUGAACAUGCAAGAUUAGCUGGUUUGUGUCGAUAAAACAGAACAAAAUCGACACUGCCACUUCAUGCAACUGUUUUAAUAGAGGAACUGACGAAAUCUGGUACCUUAACUUUAAACGUGGUUUAGUCCUAUCGCACAUGCAGUUAGAUUGCCUGAACAGAUUUAAAAGUGCACAUGAUGACAUAGUUUCUGGGUUUUCUUCACGUUUUAUCAUUGCCUGUCCUAUCACUAAGCAGGACAAGUCUACGUUAAAACUUGGAAGAGGCUUAAGUUGUUCCACAGGCACAGGUGCUUAUGGCAGUGCUUGUUCAGGACAAUUGUGAGUUCUUUGCAACUUUUGAGUGUUGCCCUUGCAAUUGCCAACAUAACAAGCGAAUCUCACCAGCACAGUUGCAAUGUGUGAGCUUUGAUGGCAUCUGCAGCUCAUUGUUAAAUUAUCUCAGAGUUGCUUUUUUAGUCAAUCAUGCUUUCAAACUGCUUCAAGCAUGAUAUUGUUUAUAAUGUUGAAUAUGGUAUGUGCCUCUUACAAUUUAUGGGCAUUGUUGUAUAAGUGAGUAAACUGCUGUUUUCUUUUUCUUUUUA
Rhipicephalus microplus (southern cattle tick) is the source of this 3525-nucleotide messenger RNA. RefSeq names its product zinc transporter ZIP1. Gene Ontology annotation, molecular function: zinc ion transmembrane transporter activity. The record is from RefSeq and is a predicted model, not a curated record. Lineage: Eukaryota; Metazoa; Arthropoda; Arachnida; Ixodida; Ixodidae. Gene Ontology annotation, cellular component: plasma membrane. Gene Ontology annotation, biological process: zinc ion transmembrane transport.